AUGCCUGGCAAAGAACAGCCGUCGGUGGGUGUCGGUGAUUCUUCGCUGAACGAUUGCAAACCGACGGUCAUUGAAUCUAAAUCGCCAUCGCCCAUCGCCAGACCCGCCACCGGUAACCUUGUUAACACCGAGCCUGAACCCGUGACCGAAGGUACUGUGAAAACGAACUCCACAAUGUUGACGUCGGCUUUUACGGAUUCUGUGCUGGAUCCGGUCGAAAAUGGGUCCUGUUGUAAUAAUACGUUAUGGGAUAGUCAGAACUCGAACAUCGCUCAUGACAUCAUCGGUGAAGUUGGUACUAACGGCGGUGAUGGUGGUGGUGGCGAACCAACAGAUACCGGCGGCGGAGACUCGCGCAAAGCUCCGUCGGCGUCGUGUCCCGCACCGUCAGAGAUGGCGCCUGUCGAAACGCGCGCCAAAGACACCGGCGAGUCUGACUCUGUUAACCACGAUCAGCCGGUUAGCUCCCAAAACCAUGUUAGCGACAUUUGUCAGCUGCCGGGGAUGCAACAACAGGCAACCAUACCUACCACAACAGCCAUGACCAUGACCCCUGAGCUGAAGGAACAGCGGAAAGCUGAGUGGGAAUCUUUGAUACCCAUUGAUGCCAACGGCCGGCCGCAAUAUCCGAAAGGAUCUGAUGGAAAGCCUAUUCUGCCCGUUGGACCAGACGGAAAGAAAGUUUUUCCCCUGGGUCCUGAUGGGAAGCCAUUGUUUCCGGUCGAUGAUGACGGUAGGCCUACGUUCCCCGUUGGAGAAGAUGGCCAGCCAGUGUUUCCUGUUGGACCCAGCAACAAGCCGAUCGUACCUGUGGAUUCUGAGGGCAAAGCAGUUUUCCCCAUUGGUCCUGAUGGCAUGCCCAUAUUUCCCUUGGGUCCUGACGGUAAGCCGACGGUUCCAGUGACGAUAACCGAUGGAAGCCUAGUGUUGCCUUUUGACAAGGAAGGAAAGCCGGUCGUUCCAUAUGGUACCGAUGGGCAGCCUCUGAUUCAUGUUGGUGCAGAUGGCAAACCGCUUGAUCCUUCAUACGUUAGCCAGAUGCAACCGGGCGAUUGGAACCAGUGCUGGAGCCAAAUUUAUCAGUACUACAGCUAUUACAACUACUAUCCAUACAUGUACAACGGUUAUGGCAGCUCGUAUAGUGGCCAUUCUUAUGCGGGCUGGAUGCAGGCAGGCAAGAAGACCAAAGUGAGACCCGAAGACAUUGACCUCCCUCCCGGUCCUGCGCCAGCGAACACAAGCGAAACUUCGCGAUCGUAUGGCGACUACAACAUGCCAGGUUCGACUACCAGCGGUGUUCAACUUACCGGUCUGAGUAGCGAGCGCAAGUUGGCCACCAAGUCUUUGAUCAGCAAACAGCUAAAGCAGUACGCGAUGCUGAAGGUGAAGAAGGAGAGCAGUGAGAGCGAAGCAUUGCAGAAGUUGAUGGCAAGUGGCGAGCAGGAUUCACGCGGUAACGAAAAGCGGUCAGAUUCAAAACAAGCGGCGUCUGUGACACCCGCUACUGGGGCGACAUCUAAGGCAUCGUCGCGAGGCUUUCGAAGUAAAUGGGACCAGAUCGAUGAAGCGAAGGCUCGGGCCGCAGCGGCCAUCGCAGAGAGCUCUGGCCAAAAUUCGUCUACACCGUCUGUUAAAACUGAAGUUGAAGCGAUGAUCAAUGAUGAACGUGACGAUCAGCAACAGUUCAGACAGGCAACCGUCGGGAGCGAAGAUGGCAACGCGACUGUAAAAACCGAACCAGAAGAGAAGGACAUCGCGCGGUGUUGUCGCAGCAGUUCCAGUUGCUCGAGUAGGAGUACGAUUCCGACGUCACCGACCAGAAGCGGUGAUCGCGACGUCAAGUCAGAUGACAGCUCUCCUCCCGUUGGUGGCCACCGUCGUGGCCAUGGAGGUCACAGCAAGAGCCGUAGCCGUACCCAUUCGCCCCGGUCACGCUCCCAUUCGCCUGCUCGCAGUCAUUCAACAAAUCGAAGACCCUCGCGCUCCCGGUCAAGGAGUCGCUCCCGUUCGAGAUACUGCAGCCGCAGUCGCAGCUACAGCAAGGGGCACUCGCAUUCGCUCAUUCGUCGCAGUCGCAGCCGUUCCCCCUACGACCACGGUCGGUAA
Messenger RNA from Soboliphyme baturini, 2106 nucleotides. NCBI's taxonomy places the organism in Eukaryota, Metazoa, Nematoda, Enoplea, Dioctophymatida, Soboliphymatidae. The record is from the annotation of a GenBank genome assembly.